AUGGAAGGACCCAAAGAAACCCGCGAUGGCGGGCGGAGACUUGACACCGGGUUCGAGAUAUCACCCUUCAGCAGCCCUGCCAUCAGAGUCCAGCUCGCAGACGGUUUCCCGCUCACGAUCCACCGCGCAGUCCUCCUCCAAUGCUCGAAACUUGUCCACCUGCUCGACCCGUCCACCGAGAGUAUCGACCUUCGUCGGUUUUCUUGCACUGCGGGCCAUGCCCUGGUCCAGUACCUCUACAGCAAAGAGUAUAGACUCUUGAAGUGGACAGGGCCCGUUGACCCUUCGUUCGACAUCGAGUUGUGGGAGCUCAAGCUCAAGUUCGAAAUCUACACUCUGGCUCGGACGAUCGGGUUGGAUGGUCUCGACAAAAAAGUCAGGAGCGAUAUCGAGUGGGUGGCACGCGAUCUGGAAGUUUGCACCGUCAUCGAGGUUGUUCAAGCGGCCUACCCGGUACCCAUCGGCAAUGACACUUGGUUUCCGCGCUGGAUCCGUUCGCUGGUCAAGCAGACCUUCCAGGACUCCCGGAAGCUGUCCAAGGCCGUCGCCCCUUCUCAGUCCGGCAAUGGCACUUCAGUGGUCAAACUCCUGUUUGAAUGCAUGCUUGAGACAUACACGGAUAUGCUCGAAUCGCUCAGUGGCCGGGAUGGUGCGGCUGGCAAUGCCACAGCUGCCGAACCGGACACGCCGGCAACAGGAAGCGAUUGGAGCGACAUUAUGACGAGCAAGGCCGACAGGGGCGUGGACGAUCUAUAUGGUGUGGGCUCGCUGCCGGCAUCUGAUCACGAAGAGUAUCAAGGGUUCCUUGGAACGCCGAGCCCCGAACCUCUAGCAGAGCUAGAUCCGGUGCCAGAGCUACAACCAGAACCAGAACCAGAAAUGGAGCCGGCAGCAGCGCCCAUACUAGAGCCAGAGCCACAAGUCGAGCCAGCGCCGGAGCCAGAACCAGCUGCACAGUUUGCACCUGAACUUGACCUCAUGCCAGCGGCACAGGAUGAGCCGGUGCCGGAGCCUCGAGUUUAUGAGCGGAAGAAAAAGGCCAAAAAGAUCAUUGAGCCUGAACCUGAGCCUGGACCUGAGCCUGAGGAUGAGCCACUCCGAAAACUGGAGCCAAUGCCUGAGUCUGAGCCGGAGCCAGAGCCAGAGCCCGAAUCUGCGCCGGAGCCGGAGCCGGAGCCUCAGGUUCCUAGACGGAAAAAGAAGGUUAAAAGAUUGACCGAGCCUGAGCUGGAGGUUGACCCGCUCCCAGAGCCAGAACCAGAGCCGGAACCGGAACUGGAAGAAGAGCCUGGUACCGAGCCUGCUACCGAGCCUGCUCCCAAGCCGGAACCAGAGCCGGCCCCUGAACCCCCUCAAGAACCAGUUCCCGAAGUACACCCGGAACCCGUGGAAGAAUUGGCGCGCGCGAGAUCCCCUGUGUCACGCCCGGCGGAGGUCGCGCCCGAACUGGCACCUCAACCAGCAGCAGAACGAUACCCGAUGGGAUGGGAACCCCAAUCCCCGACCCUGCCUCAACCCGAGCGCCAGUUUUAUGCCUCCAGCUCUGGGUUUACAACAUGGACGCCUCCUCCGCCCCGGCCCCUACAACCCGUGCGGAGUGCGGAGGCAGAGGAGGAACGCCCGCGGGACCCAUGGGGUUUCUGGGGCGUGAGGAAGGAGAGGAGGUCACCGUGA
Messenger RNA from Chaetomium globosum CBS 148.51, 1674 nucleotides. RefSeq lists its product as uncharacterized. NCBI's taxonomy places the organism in Eukaryota, Fungi, Ascomycota, Sordariomycetes, Sordariales, Chaetomiaceae. Bases 1 to 1674 code for a protein of 557 amino acids. The transcript is spliced from 3 exons. The record is from RefSeq and is a predicted model, not a curated record.